AUGUCUUCCUCUUCCUCGGCCAACAAGCCGGCAGGGAAGCCGGGCCUCGUCGACUCCAAGCUCGAAACCGCCCAGAAUCUCUCCACCGUCGAGGACUCGGCCGAUCACCUCCUCGAGACGCUCGGAUACACCCCCGAGCUGUCGCGCAACCGAUCCACCGCCCAGGUCGCCUUCAUGUCCUUUGUCCUCGCCUCUAUCCCGUACGGUCUUGCCACGACGCUAUACUACCCGCUGGUGGGAGGCGGUCCGGUCGACAUCAUCUGGGGCUGGGUUCUCGUGUCGCUCAUUAUUGUCUGCGUCGCCGUGUCUCUGGGUGAAAUCACCAGUGUCUACCCUACUGCCGGAGGUGUCUACUACCAAGCCUUUAUGCUGGCCUCUCCCAAGUGGCGGCGCAUCGCAUCCUGGAUCACGGGCUGGCUCUUUGUUGUUGGCAACAUCACCAUCACCCUGGCCGUAAACUUUGGCACCACGCUCUUCUUCGUCUCUUGCAUCAAUGUAUUUGAAAAGGAGCCCGGCGUUGGCAUCUUUGCCGGUGAAACCUGGCAGGUGUUUCUCAUCUUUUUGGCCCUGACGCUCUUUUGCAAUGCUGUGUCUGCUCUCGGCAACAAAUGGCUUCCUUGGUUGGAUACUGCUGCCGUUUUCUGGACCUUUGCCGGUGUCAUUGCCAUUCUCAUCACCAUUCUGGUCCUCGCCAAGCACGGCCGUCACGAGGCCAAGUGGGUGUUUGGCCAUUUCGAGUCCUUCUCCGGUUGGCCCAGUGGCUGGUCUUUCUGCGUCGGUCUGCUUCACGCCGCCUAUGCCACCUCUUCGACGGGAAUGAUUAUCUCUAUGUGCGAGGAAGUCAAGGACCCGGCCACCCAGGUCCCCAAGGCCAUGGUUGCCACCAUCUUCAUCAACACCUUUGCUGGCCUCCUCUUCCUCAUCCCUCUCGUCUUCGUCAUUCCCGAUCUGCAGGAGCUCGCCGAACUCGUGUCCGCUCAGCCCGUGCCCCCGAUCAUCAAGUCGGCCGUUGGAUCUUCUGGCGGUGCUAUUGGCCUGCUCAUUCCCAUCAUGGUCCUCGCCAUCAUUUGCGGUAUUGGCUGCACCACUGCCGCGUCUCGUUGCACCUGGGCCUUUGCUCGUGACGGUGCCAUUCCCGGCUCCAAGUGGUGGGUCAAGGUCAACAAGAAGCUCGACGUGCCGCUCAACGCCAUGAUGCUCAGCAUGGCUGUUCAGAUUAUCCUCGGAGUCAUCUACUUUGGUUCCCCCGCCGCAUUUAACGCCUUCUCCGGUGUGGGUGUCAUUUGUUUGACUGCUGCCUAUGCAACUCCCGUUGCCAUCAGCCUGUUGAGUGGAAGGAAGCAGGUCCGCAAGGGCAAGUUCUACCUCGGCCCUCUUGGCACCGUCUGCAACGUCGUCACUGUCGCCUGGUCCCUGCUCGCUCUGCCGCUGUUCUGUAUGCCGACUGUCAUCCCCGUCACCGCCGAGACCGUCAACUACGCCCCCGUCGUCUUCGUUGCCGCGACGGCGAUUUCCGGCAUCUGGUACUGGGCCUGGGGCAACAAGAACUAUGCCGGCCCCCCUGUGCAUGAAGAUUAA
Molecule: messenger RNA, 1578 nt
Organism: Trichoderma harzianum CBS 226.95
Lineage: Eukaryota; Fungi; Ascomycota; Sordariomycetes; Hypocreales; Hypocreaceae
Exons: 5
Coding region: 1-1578 (525 amino acids)
Biological process (GO): amino acid transport; transmembrane transport
Cellular component (GO): membrane
Molecular function (GO): transmembrane transporter activity
Source: RefSeq, a predicted model, not a curated record